UCUCGGCAGAGGAUAGACGUUUUGGAUAGCAGUGUCCGUGUUUUUCGUCGUGUUUCAUUCAAUUUUCACCGGAUUUUAGGGAAUUGUGUAGUGCAAAAGUGCAUAGAGUGUGUCACGGAACCUUUUCCCAGCCACCUUCAUCCACAAGACGGUGAGCGCGGAAUAGAAGGCGCGUCGAGUGCGGGUGGUUCCAGCCACCUAAAACCUCCGCCCCAGGGCCAUCAAUCAUCUCCACCCACGAGGUAUUUGGAGGAAAUUGUUGGAUAUCAGUGAAAAGGAUUAAGUAAAUUAUCCUCAGUGUUGAAAGUGAUAGUGUGUUAGUGGCAUUGUUGAGAUCAUAGAAAAGAAAAGAGUAAAGAAGAAGUGAAAGAAAUAGUGUUUACGGAGGAUUCUUGUGCAGCCAUGAACGAGGAUUCUCGCGGAAUAAUGUGGAUUCUAUUGGCCGUUCUUGUCAUCUUUGCUACACCAAAAGUGGAUGCUGCAACAAAUGAUGCUGACCUCAAAGGACCCGUUUUCCUCAAAGAACCUACAAAUCGCGUGGACUUUUCCAAUUCAACUGGAGCUGUUGUAGAAUGCAAAGCCAGCGGAAAUCCACCUCCGGAGAUUAUUUGGGUCCGAAGCGAUGGGACAGCCGUUGGGGAUGUUCCUGGACUACGUCAGAUUCUGCCCAAUGGUAAUUUGGUCUUCCCACCAUUCCGAGCUGAAGACUACCGUCAGGAGGUGCAUGCUCAAGUCUAUGCGUGUCUGGCGAAGAAUCAGAUCGGAUCCAUCAUAUCUCGAGACGUGAAUGUUCGUGCUGUUGUUUCCCAGUACUAUGACACAGAUGUCAAUAAAGAGUAUGUGAUUCGUGGCAAUUCAGCCGUGAUGAAGUGCCAAAUUCCGUCAUUUGUAGCGGAUUUUGUGGAAAUUGUUUCCUGGCACACCGAUCAAAAUGAAAGUUUUCAUCCGAAAAUGGAUUAUGUUGUUCAACAAUUCUAUGAGGCUGAAGUUAACAAUGAAUAUGUUAUUCGGGGAAAUUCUGCUGUACUUAAGUGCUCAAUACCAUCUUUUGUGGCGGAUUUCGUGAGUGUCCUGUCGUGGCAGGAUGACUCAGGAAAUACUUAUGGAUCAGCUAUGGAUAGUUUUCAUGGCAAUUCAAAGGUGGUUAAUCAAUACUACGAGGCAGAAGUUGUGUCUGAAUAUGUAAUUAAGGGUAAUACGGCUGUGCUCAAGUGCACUAUACCAUCUUUCGUGGCAGACUUUGUGAGAGUUGAAGCGUGGGUGGCGCACGAUGGCACAGAAUUCCUGCCAGCAGACAAUUUUGUUGUCAAUCAAUUUUAUGAGGCGGAAAUUCUCACUGAGUAUGUAAUCCGGGGAAAUGCUGCCGUUCUAAAGUGUUCAAUUCCAUCCUUUGUGGCGGAUUUUGUUAAAGUGGAAUCCUGGGUGGAUGAAGAUGGACUUGUUCUAGUUUCAACGGAAAAUUAUGUCGUGACCCAAUUCUACAUAACUGAAGCGGAAAAUGAGUACGUUAUUAGAGGAAAUACGGCUGUGAUGAAGUGCAAGAUUCCAUCCUUUGUAGCGGAUUUUGUUUACGUAGAAGCUUGGGUAGCUGAAGAUGGCACGGAAUUAACCUACUCUAGCGAUACGAGUACCUUUGUUGUUAUUCAACCUUAUGAAGCCGAAGCGGACAAUGAAUAUGUUAUUCGGGGAAAUUCUGUGGUUAUGAAGUGCGAGGUACCGUCUUUUGUGGCGGAUUUUGUAUCUGUGGAUCUCUGGAUGGAUUCACAGGGAAAGACUUAUUAUCCGGGAAAUGAUCAACCAAUGGUCGUCAAUCAAUUCUAUCAAACUCGCGUUAUUGACGAGUUCGUUCUCAAGGGAAAUGCUGCUAUUCUAAAAUGUCUCUUGCCAUCAUUUGUGGCUGAUUUUGUGUCAAUCGAUGCGUGGAUUUUGGAUGAAACUGUUGAAAUUAAUUCAUCAAUUGAGGAUAACAACUUGGUCGUCAACCAAUUCUAUCAAACUCGAGUGAAUGAUGAGUUUGUUCUGAGGGGAAAUGCAGCGAUACUCAAAUGUUUAUUGCCGUCUUUUGUGGCGGAUUUUGUGUUGAUCGACGCGUGGAUUUUGGAUGAAACCCUCGAAAUAACAUCGUCAAUUGAUGAGGAGAAUAACUUUGUUGUCAAUCAAUACUAUGAGGCUCAGGUGUAUGAUGUUUUCGUGAUAAAGGGAAAUGUGGCCAUUUUCAAGUGCAACAUACCUUCUUUUGUGUCUGAUCAUGUUGAGAUUAUUGAAUGGACAGACACAGAGGGUGGUGUCUAUUCCACGGAAGCAAAAUUCGUUAUUUUUCAAAGCUACUCCGUCAAUGUGAUGGAUGAACAUGUUUUACGAGGAAAUACGGCCAUCGUUAAAUGCCACAUUCCCAGCUUUGUGGCUGAUUUCGUGGAGGUUUCCGCGUGGAUUGAAAAUGAAACGGAGGAACUUGUGGCCGAGAAUCUCUCAGGAGAUAUUUUCGACGGUAAAUACUUGGUGUUGCCGUCUGGAGAGCUUCAUAUUCGCGAAGUUGGACCUGAGGACGGUUACAAGAGUUAUCAAUGUCGCACAAAGCAUCGAUUAACUGGAGAGACUAGAUUGAGUGCUACCAAGGGUAGAUUGGUGAUCACGGAACCCAUUGGAAGUGUUCUCCCAAAAUUUCCAACUGGAGAUAGUAGUCGAUCCUUUAGUGGUUACAGUGGUUCAACUUUAACCCUAUUGUGUCCUGCUCAGGCUUUUCCGUUGCCGGUAUUUAGAUGGUACAAAUUUAUCGAGGGCACAACGAGAAAACAGGCUGUGGUGCUCAACGAACGUGUGAAACAGGUCUCAGGGACUCUGAUCAUCAAGGAUGCUGUGGUUGAGGAUAGUGGAAAGUACCUCUGCGUGGUGAAUAAUUCUGUAGGGGGAGAGAGUGUGGAGACAGUACUUACAGUUACGGCACCUCUGUCAGCUAAAAUUGACCCACCGAGUCAGACAAUUGACUUUGGACGACCAGCUGUGUUCACAUGCCACUUCUCAGGGAAUCCCAUCAAGACAAUCUCAUGGAUGAAGGAUGGCAAGUCCAUUGGGCACAGUGAUGCCAUUCUCCGGAUUGAGUCAGUGAAGAAGGAGGAUAAGGGAAUGUAUCAGUGUUUCAUUCGAAAUGACCAGGAAUCGGCUGAAGCGAGUGCUGAAUUGAAGCUUGGCGGAAGAUUUGAUCCACCAGUUAUUCGGCAGGCUUUCACUGACCAGGUCCUCCAUCCGGGUCCAUCGAUGUUCCUCAGAUGCGUUGCUGGUGGAAAUCCCACUCCUGAAAUUUCCUGGGAGUUGGAUGAGAAGAAAAUUGUCAACAAUGAUCGUUUUCAAGUGGGCCAAUAUGUCACAGUUAAUGGGGAUGUUGUGUCGUAUUUGAACAUAACUUCCAUUCAUGCAAAUGACGGAGGACUCUAUAAAUGUAUUGCAAGUAGCAAGGUGGGUGUUGCGACCCAUUCGGCCAAACUCAAUGUCUUUGGACUGCCGUACAUUCGACCAAUGGAGAAGAAGGCAAUUGUUGCUGGUGAAACCCUCGUUGUGACCUGUCCAGUUGCUGGACAUCCCAUCGAAUCAAUUGUCUGGGAGAGAGACAAUCGAGCACUGCCAAUAAAUCGAAAACAGAAAGUCUUCCCCAAUGGUACCCUCAUUAUUGAGAAUGUCGAGAGGAAUUCAGACCAGGCGACAUACACUUGUGUGGCCAAAAAUGCAGAAGGAUAUAGUGCUAGAGGAGCCCUAGAAGUUCAAGUUAUGGUUCCACCCCAUAUCAAUCCCUUCUCCUACGAGGAUGACGUCAAUCCUGGGGAUUCUGUUGAUUUUCUGUGUCAGGUGUCCAAGGGGGAUCGUCCGGUAAAGAUAUCGUGGAAUUUUCAUGGGUUGUCUGAGAUGAAGGAUUUGGAGAUACGUACAAAGAGGAUUUCUGAGAGGUCCUCUUUGUUGUCAAUCAAAGUUGUUACACCGGAUCACAGUGGAAAUUAUACGUGUACUGCAUCAAAUGCAGCAGCAACGACUAGCUACACAGCAACACUCACAGUCAAUGUUCCACCUCGUUGGAUUUUGGAGCCGACUGAUAAAGCUUUUGCACAAGGCUCAAAUGCCAAGGUUGAGUGCAAAGCUGAUGGAUUCCCAAAGCCACAGGUGACAUGGAAAAAGGCUGUUGGGGAUACUCCUGGGGAUUAUAAGGAUUUGAAGGCAAAUGACAAUAUUCGGGUUGAAGAUGGUACACUCUUUGUCAAUAAUAUUCAGAAGAACAAUGAAGGAUACUAUCUCUGUGAGGCAAUCAAUGGGAUUGGUAGUGGUUUGAGUGCGGUGAUUCUUGUUAGUGUUCAAGCACCACCGGAAUUUACGGAGAAAUUGAGGAAUCAAACAGCCAGAAGGGGAGAACCGGCUGUGCUUCAGUGUGAAGCUAAAGGGGAGAAACCAAUUGGGAUUUUGUGGAAUAUGAACAAUAAUCGUCUGGAUCCAAAGACUGACAAUCGCUAUACAAUCCGAGAAGAGAUUCUGACCACUGGAGUUAUGUCAAGUUUGUCCAUAAAACGAACUGAACGCACAGAUUCUGCUCUGUUUACUUGCGUAGCCACAAAUGCUUUUGGAAGUGACGAUGCCAGUAUUAAUAUGAUUAUCCAGGAAGUUCCGGAAAUUCCCUAUGCCUUGAAAGUUUUGGAUAAAUCCGGAAGGACUGUUCAGUUGAGUUGGGCUAAACCGUACGAUGGAAAUUCCAAUUUGGACAGAUAUGUGAUUGAAUCUAAGAGAUCCCGUGGUUCCUGGGAACAUGAUGUUGAGAGAGUCUUUGUUCCUGGACACACAAAUGAAGCUCAAGUGCAAAAACUCAGUCCAGCUACCACGUACAACAUUAGGAUUAUCGCAGAAAAUGCCAUUGGAGUGUCUGAUUCGUCAGAAGUUGUGACCAUUAUCACAGCCGAAGAAGCACCUUCCGGAAAGCCCCAAAAUAUCAAGAUUGAUCCCAUUAGCCAAACAGCCCUGAGAGUUUCCUGGAAGCCACCAGCAAGGUCUGACUGGAAUGGCGAAAUCCUUGGGUACUACGUUGGCUACAGACUUACCAGCACAAAUACCUCUUACAUCUACGAAACCGUUAAUUAUGUCACAGAAGAGGGCAAGGAGCAUAGUCUCGAACUGAACAAUCUCCGAACAUAUACGCAAUACUCUGUAGUCAUUCAGGCAUUCAACAAAGUCGGCGCGGGUCCUCUGAGUGAUGAGGAGAAGCAGUACACGGCCGAAGGAACCCCUGAUCAGCCGCCAAGUGAUACAACUUGCACAACUCUCACGUCGCAGACGAUUCGGGUGUCAUGGGUGUCUCCGCCCCUGGAAUCCGCUAAUGGCGUCAUUAAGGGCUACAAAGUGGUUUAUGCUCCGAGUGAUUUGUGGUAUGAUGACAAAAACAAGGAUUACAAGAAGACCGCCUCGAGUGAUACGGUCUUGCAUGGCCUGAAGAAAUACACCAACUAUACCAUGCAAGUUCUGGCCACAACAUCCGGCGGAGACGGUGUCCGGAGUGCUCCUAUUCACUGUCAAACCGAACAGGAUGUCCCAGAAGCCCCAACAGACGUCAAAGCUUCUGUUAUGUCCAAUAAGGCGAUUUUGGUAUCCUGGCGUCCACCUACUCAUCCCAAUGGAGUCAUUUUGCAGUAUGUGGUCUAUGGGAAGGAGAAGGGAAGUGAGGGUGAACCCACCAGUCAGAAAGUGCCAGCAUAUCAAAUGAGUUUGGAAUCUUCGGGAUUGGAAGUGAAUAAGCCAUAUGAGUUUUGGGUGACUGCUAGUACGAUAAUUGGAGAGGGUCAGGCUAGUCGAAUUGUUAUGGCUAUUCCCAAUGAAAAAGUUCCGGCAAGAAUUGCUUCCUUCGAUGAUACCUUCACGGCCACAUUUAAGGAAGACACGAAACUUCCGUGUUUGGCUGUUGGUGCUCCAACGCCCGAUAUCAAGUGGAUGAUCAAGGGGGUGGUAUUUCAGCCGACUGAUAGGAUGCGUCAAUUGCCCGAGGGCUCACUAUUUAUCAAGGAGGUCACACGUCAAGAUGCCGGAGAGUAUACAUGCAUAGCUGAAAAUUCCAUUGCCAAGGAUUCAAUCACGCACAAAUUGAUCGUUUUGGCUCCACCUCAAUCACCUCAAGUUACUCUCACGACCACCACAACGGACUCCCUGACCCUCAAACUUAAGCCCCAUGACACUGACUCAGCUCCCCUGCACGGAUACACAUUGCACUACAAGCCGGAAUUUGGAGAUUGGGAUACGGUGGAAGUUGCUGUUGAUGCUCAAAAGUACACAAUUGAAAAUCUUUUCUGUGGCUCAAGGUAUCAGGUUUAUGCCACAGGAUACAAUACCAUUGGGGCUGGCGAGGCUUCGGACAUUCUCAACACGCGCACAAAGGGAUCCAAGCCAAUUCUCCCGGAAAUGUCUCGAUUUAUCGAUGUCUCUUCGAAUUCCAUCACACUCCGGCUGCCAACGUGGAAGGAUGGCGGAUGUCGCAUGUCGCAUUUUGUCGUGGAACACAAGAGAAAGGAUCAAACGGAAUGGAAUCAGAUUUCGAAUAAUGUGAAACCAGGUGGAAAUUUUGUGGUGUUGGAUUUGGAGCCGGCAACGUGGUACAAUUUGAGGAUAACAGCUCACAAUAGUGCUGGCUUCACUGUAGCUGAAUAUGAAUUUGCCACGCUCACAGUGACGGGAGGAACAAUCUCACCGCCACUGGGGAGCGAUACGAGGCCCGGCUUCAAGCAAUACCUGCCUUGGAUGCCUGAGUGGCUGGACCUUAAUUUUAUGGUGCCUUUAAUAGCGACCGUUAUUGUCGUCGCGGUGGGUAUUCUUGUGAUAUGCGUCGCUCUAUCCAGGCGACGGUUAGACGACCGUGGUGGACCAAAGGAUGUCUACUAUGAUGUAGUUUACAAUCAAACAAUGGGACCGGGAGCAACAUUGGAUAAGCGUCGACCGGACCUUAGGGAUGAGUUGGGUUACAUUGCCCCGCCCAACAGGAAGCUACCACCUGUUCCGGGCUCAAACUACAACACCUGUGACCGCAUCAAGCGAGGCCGUAGUAUGAGAUCUAAUCACUCCACUUGGGAUCCGAGGAGACCUCUGUAUGAGGAACUGAAGCCACCACCAAUUCCCAGGAGAUACCAUGGCUCAGAUGAAUGUUACCAUCCGCAUGGCACAGGUAUGGAGGAUGAAAUCUGCCCAUACGCCACGUUCCACUUGCUUGGGUUCCGGGAGGAGAUGGAUCCCACCAAGGCAAUGAACUUCCAGACCUUCCCACACCAGAAUGGCCAUGGGGCGCCUGGGCAUGUGGGUACUAUGGGACCACCGGGAACAAUGCAGCAUCCUGGACACGUGCAUUCACGCUCUGGAUCCCAAUCAAUGCCACGCCAGAACCGCUAUGCGCGCAAGAAUAGCCAAGGUGGUCAGAGUUCCAUCUACACACCGGCUCCAGAGUACGAUGAUCCGGCUAAUUGUGCUGAGGAGGAUCAAUAUCGUCGCUAUACUCGUGUCAAUUCUGGCUCACUGUAUGGCGGUCCGGGUGGUCCUGAGUACGAUGAUCCAGCCAAUUGUGCUCCGGAGGAAGAUCAAUAUGGUUCUCAGUACGGUGCCCCGUACGGAGCUCCAUAUGAUCACUACGGUUCUCGUGGCUCAGUUGGACGUCGCAGCGUAGGGUCCACCAGGAAUCUACCAAAUGGAUCACCAGAACCUCCUCCACCACCGCCACGUAAUCAUGCCGAAAGCAACUCUUCCUUCAAUGAUUCCAAAGAGAGCAACGAAAUAUCAGAGGCUGAAUGCGAUCGUGAUCAUGGACCCCGUGGAAAUUAUGGAGCCCUAAGGUCUCCUCAUCAGAAGGAUGGGCGCACAACUGAAGAAAUGCGCAAAUUGAUUGAGAGAAACGAAAUCGGCACCAAAUACCAACAACAAAGUGGCACCUCCGGACUCACAGCCUACGAUACUCUGGCAGUGUAAUUUAUAAGAUGAUCAACCCCAAGGAGGAACAGAUCGCGAUCAUUGAUUCCUUUGCCAUCUUAAGCUUAGCGAUUUUUAAAUUCGAAAGUCGAUAUUUAUUUUAAGAAAAAAAAAGAAAAGAAAAAACGACACACAAUUUGGUGCCAAAGAAAUUUGCUCCAUUUUUCUCUACCUAAUUUAUUAUAAAUUUUUCCUGCCAAUUUUUAUUUACAAUAUUUUUUUUUUAUUUCCCUGGAGGAAAAAUGCGAUCGCGAUCUACUGAAAAGAUUGAAGAAAUGUUUUUUCAAAAAUCACAAUUUUACAAAAAAAUAUGAUAUACAAAAUCAUAUGAUUUUUUGACUACAAGAAUUUUUUAAAUGUUUCUUGACACAUUUUUGUACUAUACAAGAAAAAAACUAGAUCCGAGGAGAGAUUAAAAAAAAACUCUUUAUAAUAUUUGUAAUUUUUCAAAACUUUGUAAUGUGUGAGAGGAAGGAUUCAGCACGAUUUUUAUUUCCAUUUAAUUAUGUUGUGUCAAUUUUAUUUAAAAAGCAUUUAGAGCUUUUCACAGGAAUUAUUUUGUUGGACACUUUGCAAAAGUGUCGAUUUAUUCAAUUUUCUCAAUUUCAAAAAUAAAACUUGGCGUGAAGAUAUCAUUUGGGCGUUUAAAAAAAAAACAACAGAAGGAUCUUUUAGUGAAGAUCAUUUGACUAUUUUAUAGAAAAUUUGUGUAUAGAAAGAGAUUUUUGUAUAGCAAAGAAGAAAAAAAACAUAAAUAGGAUGAAGAUAUAUAUUUUAGAAAGGGAUCAACUUGUAGGUUUCAUCACUUAAUUGAAGCAUUUGUUUUCAGGAGAAAGUUCCUCAAGAACACCAGCAAAAUCUCUUGUAUCAUACACUCUUAAAAUAAGGGAUUUUAUUUAGAAUAUCACGAGUAACAAUCGCACAUAAAACCAGUCAAAUAGGUAAUAAUAAUGGUAUAGUUGCUAUUUCUCUAACUUUGUCAAGGGUUUACUUUAAAAGUGAGGUUAAGAUAUAUCUAACCUCAAAAGAGUUAAAAUCAAACAAGGCGAUGGGAUUUAUUACGCGAAAGUUUCAUCAGUGUGAUCAGUUUUACUAAUAUUUUGAAUCUUCGCGAAGUUAUGCCCUUGACUCACUUAUGACUUAAGCCGAGUGACCUUAGCGUAAUUAUAAUCAAAAUAAUGAUAUGACUAAAGUCCCAUCAGUUUCCUACUAAGCCGUUUUUAGGCUUAGCCAAGAGGCGAAGUAAUCAUAAACUGAUGGAAAUGUAAUUUAAUCAUUAUUUUAAUAAUAACGACGUUAAAUCGUCUCUUUGCUUAAGUCAGAAGUAUGUCUAGGGCAUAAGAGUAAAAUUUAGGAUUACCUAGAGUUUUUAGGCAUGUCUGCAACGAAAAUUAAUUAUUUUACAAUUUUUUUAAAGUAAAGCCUGUUUUAAGAAGAAUCAUAAAAUAUUAGAAAAAAAUAGAUUUGAGAGACUGGACUGUACCAAACUCUCUUAUUUGAUAAAGAUGUUAGUUUGAAAUUUGAAGUUAUAGGUUAUAUUUAACAUAACCUCGAAAAUCCUGAUCGUAGCGAGAAUUCCGAAGUUUCAAAGUAUAAAUACAAUAUUUUAAGAAGUGCAUUUAAUAUUUUUUUUAUUUUGAUAAAUCUAAAGAAAAUAAUCAUGUUAGAACUGUCAGGGAAUCUGUAAGGACGGAACCCCUAAAGGCAAUCGCGAGGAUGAGCGCCUUUGCUUGCCAGAGGUUUCUUCAGAAUCGUUAGCGUUCCUCCUAAUGAUCUAUCCCUACGACGAUCCAACAUGAACUAAGUCUCAAUACUAAUUCUGUCUACUAUACCCUUCCCGAAGGGGUAACUCACAGGUUAGAACUAGAAAAGCUCUUAGGAGAAAUCGGCGCCGCUCCGAAAACAUCUAGGGUGUCAAUUCAAAGCCAGUGCUAAGAAUGAAUUCUAACCACUAAAUAUAGAAUUAUUAAAAAUAUAUUAGUAUUGAGGUUAUGUAGGCGAGCUGCGACAUCGACUAUAUUCGCGCGUUGACCGAUUUUUUAAAAGUGAAACUAAUUUUAAAAGGAAUCAUUACAAGAAAAAACUUAAAUUUGAGGGAUUGUGCCAAAUUCUUUUGUUUGGUAAAGAUGUUAUCUUGAAAUUUGAAGUUAUAUUAAACAUAACCUCAAAAAUCUAGUUACUAAAUUUCCGAAGUUUCAUGGUAAAAUCACAAUUAUCACCUAAAAGAUGAGUCAAAUUAUCGAAUCUUUUUUUUUUCUUUUUGAUUAAGUAAAACUAACCACGUCCAAUUGUUCUACCACGACCAAUUGACAUUUAUACCUCCUGUAACUAAUAUUUUUGGUGAAAACUUUUCAGAAAGUCAUUGACUUUUUGUUGACUUUCUAGAAUUUAUCAAAAAGCAUUUUAUUGAAAUGUAAUUUUAGGCGUGUUGUUCUGGUUAAUUUAGUUGCAGACGUCGUCGCAAAUAAUUUUUAUUGAACGUCUUCAUUUGGUAUAUUCAUAUAUAUUUAAUAAUCUACUUUUCGGGUUGAAUUAUUGAUAAAAAUUGCUCUCAGGCGUAACAUCUAAGAUAAUUUGCAAUUCCAUAAAAUCCUCUCUGGUUUUCGACGUUUUGAGUGACAUAACCUAACAUUUCCUCUUAACCUUUUGAUAAGUAAACUUUUAGUUAUGCAUUGGUUUAUUCAAGUUCUUUUUUGAUAAUUACCCUCAUAUGAAUUAUUUAGAUUCUUUUUAUUAAUAUUAAUAUUUCAAUAUUUAUCGCUAAAUUUCGUAUUUUAGAUCUUCGAAAGAAUAAAAUGCGUUCAGUUGAGGUUUUUUAGGGGAAAAGUUUAGCUUUAUAAUAACUUUCUUAGAAAAAUACAAACUUAAAGCACAUACCUUGGUGAAACUGAGUAUCCUAAUGAUAACAAAAGUUACUUUGUGUAUAUUCCUCUUGGUAAUUUUAAUAGGUUAUGUGGGAUGCAUAAUACAAUUUAAAGUCACUUCAAUUUCUAUAUUACAUUGAGAUGAGACUUCUAAGAGUUCCACACGUAAUUACAUUAACUCAUUAAAAAUAAGAUUGAUAUUUGAAGUUUUUUGACACAUAACCUAUAAACUGUCUUACUUUUUUUAGGUUAGACUCUUCCCAACCUCACAUUUUAAAGUAAAUCCUAAAGUGAAAGUUAGUGAAUGGAACAUAUAAAAUGAGAUCUUCCAAUAGUGAGAAUUUGAUGCUUUUAUCGGAGUUUACUGUCAUUCUUGCAAUUGUGCACAUAGAAGUAGAAAUUCCAUCCGAUUUCCCACCCUCAUAGUUGAAUCCCCUAUCCAUUCCCGGGAAAAUCCAUUUCAGGGAGAGGCAUCGUGAAUUGAAUCAGAGAGAUGAUAGCGUGAAAUGCAUUUUAACAUCACUAAAGUUUAGGAAAAGUGAAUGGAUAUGUUUUGAACACUUUUUUUUCUUAUUCCUUCAUGAAAAACUUUGACAUGUCUCUUGUUCUAAAUUUUAUUUUACUAAGUUAUCUGUAAGGAAAAAAAAACAAGAGUUGGUUGUGCUUGCAAAAGGUUGUGGAUUGAUUUUCCUCAAAAGAGUUGGUUUUAUCGAAGGAGGAAAUAAAUUUUGAGAAUUUUCCGGUAUCCCAUCUUCCAAAACAAAAACGAAAAAUAAAAAUAAAAACAAAUUCCUAGUCUUCGAAAAUAAUGAUUUAUCUGCAAAUAGUGAUUUAGCCAUAUUUUUAGCAGUAUGAUCAUUAGGGGGCCCAAAUGUAUCUUCACUCCAGGAAAUAGCAGGAGCAAAUGAGAAAAUGUUUUGUAUGAAAUCAACUUGAAAAAAAAUUGUGUUUAAAAUUUGAGUUUUCUGUGAGUUUUUCUUUGAUGAAAAACCUAAUUUCAGAGCUCAAAACGAUAAAAAGUGUAUAAUUUUUUAUUAAUUAUUGAUUGAAAAAAAUACCUUUGUGAUAUUUUAUUUAAAUUCUCACUUAUCAGUUGAUGAAUUUAAUUGUGUUUUUUUUUUAAUUAGGUGUAUUUUUUUUAAUAAAUUAAUUUUGUCGAGUCAUAUUUUUUCCUCUAAAAAUAAUAAAAGAAAAAAAUAGGCAUUUAAUUAGUGUCCAUGAUAAUCUUACAGUGGAUGAUGGAGAAUAUUGCGUAGAUCGCUUAAAAGCAUAAAAAAAAAAUUAAACUAAGAGGUAUAAAAUAUUUAAUAAAAGAAAAAAAUACUUAUAAUAACUAUGAGGAAACAUAAUUGUGACAUUCUAUCGUGAAUAACUUGAGAGAUAUAUGAACUAAUAGAGAUGUAGAAAGUUUUUUCUAAUAUUUUGUUUUUUUAAAUAUAUUUUUAAAAAUUAGUUUUUCCUUUGGUAAAAAAAUUUCGGCGACUGACGAGAAUUUGCUCAUUCUAGAUGUGCACGUAGAAUGAAAUCAAAAUUUGCAAAUUUCUCUUAUGAUUAUUAAAAAAAAAACAGAAGAAUUUCUUUUUCUAAAUUUAUUUAAAUGCAUUUGGAAACACAAAAUCAAAUUUUACAAGAUAGAAAGAGUUGAAGAGAUAUAGAUGAGAAGAAAAAGAAUAAAAUAUUUACUGAUAGAGAAAAAAUAUAUUCAUUGAAAUGAAAUCAUUUUUGAGUAAUAAAUUUAGCGGAUAUUAUCGAAAAGAAAAAUUUUAAGAAAAAAAUAGAUCUUGGUGUUUUUAAAAAUUUAUUUUUUUCAUUUUUCGAAAAAAAACAACCAAUUAAAGGAAAAAAAUUAAAAUUACUAUCUAUGCAUUUAUCAUAAUAUUGAUAUUAAAAAAAAGCAAAAAAAAAGAUAAUGAGAAGAAAGCGAUGAUGAGGAGAAUAUACUUAGAAUUAAAUGAAUUUUUGAAUUACAUAAAACAUAUAUAUUACUCUAUAUAUGAAUAUAUAAUAAAGAAUUAUCAAUCUAAUCAAUGAAAAGAGAAUGAAGCGAAGUUCGAGUAAACAAAAAAAAAACAACCUAUUAUUCCCGGAAAGGUGAAAAAGUAAAAGCGCAGUAAAAUGGAAGAAGAAAAAAAAACGUAUAAAAUAAUCAAAUUUUUAACUAUCUAAUCGAUUGCUAGUAUUUGUUGAAUGUUGUUAACUCCAAUUGCUAGCUUCUGUGUGACAUUUUCUUUAUCUCUUAGCCAAGGACAUAAAGACGGCGAUAAAAUAGAAAAGAGAAUUCUCUAGGACAUAGUUGAGAGGAGAUAAAUUGAGCAAACACAUCCCUGCAAACCAUUGUGUAACCCUUUCCUUUCUCCAUCGUGCAAAAUAACAAAAUUAAUUAAAUUUUUAUUCAGCACAGGAUUUUUUUUAAAGAAAAAAGUAACUAGGGCAAAAUGAGGUAAUUCGGAACAAUUUACAAUUUGGGAUAUUUGAGAUUUUUUCAUUGUUUCAGAUGGCAAAACGAUUAAGAAGAAAAGGAACAGCUUUUCUUCUCUUUGAAUCUCUAAAACUGUGAGAAAAUCUCAAAUGUCCCAAAUUGUAAAUAGUUCCAAAUUACCUAAUUUUACCCUAUUUUUAAAAUUAUUUUGCAAUUACACAGUUUUCUAGUAAUUAUUUUACUUAAAGUCCCAUUCACAUAAAGCAAAAUUGCAAUAAUUAUUUGUGUGAAAAAAUUUCAACCAAUAGAAAACGAGCAUUUUCAACAUGGCUGACAUUUCCUUGCAUUCUAUUGGCUGAUAUCUUUCCUUUAACAAAAUCAACCCUUGCAUUGAUGCUUUAUGUGAAUUGAGACGAAAACUGAAAUAUUUUCACUGUUUUCCCCUUUCGCUCAAUAAAAAAAAAAUUGCAUAAUCCUAAAUAAAAACAAAUUAAAAUGAGAAAAACAAUCUCAAACUAUACGAUAUUGCUAAUACUACAGAAAAAAAUACAUAACUAAUUACAAGAAAAAAAAAACAUUCAUAGAUAUUUGAGCAAGAAAUAAAAAAAAAUUCCAAUGUUCGAUUAAAGAUGCAAGAAAAAAAAUUAAACUAAUGGAUUAAAUGUAGAUGUAUUUGCUCGCUUAUUUUUGUGUAUUUUUGAGAGAUAAAAAAAAGAGGAAAAAAAAAAGAAAAUUUACGUAUAGAAAGUAAAAUAGAUACCCCAGAGAUUAUUGCUAUAGAUUUUUCCAUAUUUGAAGAAUAAAUUUUUGCAUCAAUUUAUUUGAUCGGAAAUUAAGUUAAUAACAGCACAAGAAAAAAAAUUGUAAUCUUCCUUUUUGGCCAUGCGCUCAAAAGUGUUGCGUUUUUUUUGCCAUAUUGAGACAAUUCCUUAGGACUUUAGAUGCUUUGUCACAUUCUCUAUGACAUAUUUCUGUGUAAUUUUUGUAUUUACUAAUUUUCUAGGUAUCUAAUUUGUACAUUUUUUCACUGAUUUUCGAGAAUAAAAGCGUUAUGUAAUAAA
Molecule: messenger RNA, 14312 nt
Organism: Phlebotomus papatasi
Lineage: Eukaryota; Metazoa; Arthropoda; Insecta; Diptera; Psychodidae
Gene: Dscam1
Product: cell adhesion molecule Dscam2
Exons: 30
Coding region: 403-7968 (2521 amino acids)
Biological process (GO): axon guidance; homophilic cell-cell adhesion; dendrite self-avoidance
Cellular component (GO): axon; plasma membrane
Molecular function (GO): cell-cell adhesion mediator activity
Source: RefSeq, a predicted model, not a curated record